GGGGGGGGGGGAGGGCGGUGAGUCUGCCGAGGGCCAUGUGUUCCUGGUGAGGCCUCAUCUCCUGCCAAAAUGAGGCCGACGCCCGGCUCGCCCGGACCCGUCCUGCCGGCCGUCCUGGCUCUCGCCGUGGCCGCCUUCUUGCCCCGGCUGUCCUCGGGAGCCACGCCGUUCCCCCAGGACCUGGAGCCCAUCGGCAUCGUGGGCCGAGAGUCCUCCUACCUCUACCCCAGCUUCCAGGGACUCAUGUCGGACAACGAGACCGUGCGCCUGGGCCUGGACUUCCAGAGGAUGCUGAGGAUCAACCGGAUGCUCUACAUCGCUGCCCGGGACCACGUGUUUGCCAUCAAUCUUGCCGCUUCGUCGGAGCAGAUAAUCCCACAGCAGAAGCUGACUUGGAAGACGAAGGACGUGGAGAAGUGCACCGUGAGGGGGAAGAACAGCGACGAGUGUUACAACUACAUCAAAGUGCUGGUGCCGCGCAACGACGAGACGCUCUUCGCCUGCGGCACCAACGCCUUCAACCCCACCUGCCGCAACUACAAGAUGUCCACGCUGGAGCAGGAGGGGGAGGAGGUGGUGGGACAGGCCCGCUGUCCCUUCGAGUCCCGCCAGUCCAACGUGGGCCUGUUUGCAGGUGAGCGAUGCGAUCCGGCGGCCGUGAAAACGCCCGCGUGUUCAUCGCUCCUUUUUUUUUUAAAGCUUCCCGUUUAUAUUCAAAGUGGUUUCACGUCCCGUUUGAUAUUCUCACCUGGAGGGACUUAUUUAAGCAUUUGUCCGCUCACAAAACAAGGAUUUUGGCCGUCCGCUAAUCUCCUGACUGAUGAGUCGCCUCCACACAACGGCAACUUUCAGCGUUGUUGUUGCGUUGAGGUGUUUGAUCAAAAGACACGGGCCGUGCCUCUUAUCCGUCUCCAGGAACAAACCGUCUUGCAAUGCGGCGAGAAGAUCUCAGGCGCGUCUGAUAGGAAAAAAGCAAAACACAGAUUUCUAAUUGUUGCAGAUUCUCUUUUUUCUGUGGUUCUGAUCGCGGCCAUUUCGACACAACCGAUUGGAUCCUGGCGCCGUCUCCUCUCUCGCCGCCUGCACACGCGCUCUCACCGCACGUCUUUCCCAAUUGAGAACUUCUUCUCCUCGUCUCCCGCAGAGCCCCAUUUCCUCCACGCCAUCGAGUACGGGAACUACGUGUACUUCUUCUUCAGCGAGAUCGCGGUGGAGUACACCACUCUGGGGAAGGUGGUCUUCUCCAGAGUGGCGCGCGUUUGCAAGAACGACAACGGCGGCUCGCCGAGGGUGCUGGAGCGCUACUGGACGUCCUUCCUCAAAGCCCGGCUCAACUGCUCGGUGCCGGGCGACUCCUUCUUCUACUUCGACGUGCUGCAGUCGCUGACCAACGUGCUGCAGAUCAACCGCCGGCCGGCCGUGCUCGGCGUCUUCACCACGCAGGCCAACAGCAUCACGGGCUCCGCGGUCUGUGCCUUCUACAUGGACGACAUCGAGAAGGCCUUCGGCGGCAAAUUCAAAGAGCAGCGGAACAGCGAGACGGCGUGGACACCUGUCCCAGAGGACCAGGUCCCCAAACCCAGGCCGGGAUGCUGCGCCGGCGAGGGCUCGGCGGCGGCCUACAAGUCGUCCACCACCUUCCCCGACGACACCCUGACUUUCAUCAAGUCGUACCCGCUCAUGGACGAGUCCGUCCCCUCCGUCAACGACCGGCCCUUCUUCACCCGGACCACCAGCAGAUUCAAGUUGACCCAGAUAGCGGUGGACACGUCGGCGGGGCCGUCCAAGAACCGCACGGUGGUCUUCCUGGGCUCGGACAACGGCCGCGUGCUGAAGAUCCUGGCCAGCACCGAGGGAGCCAACGCGUCCUUCAGCACCCAGCUGCUGGAGGACAUCGACGUCUACAACCCCAACAAAUGUAACGUGCAAGGGGAGGACAGGAGGGUCCUGGGCCUGGAGUUGGAUCGGGAUCACCACGCGCUCUUCGUGGCCUUCUCCGGCUGCGUGAUCCGCGUGCCGCUGAGCCGCUGCUCCGACUACAGCGGCUGCAAGAAAAGCUGUCUGUCCUCGCGGGACCCUUACUGCAUCUGGCUCAAGUCAGGCAGCUGUGCAACGAUCUCCCCGGGCUUCAAGGGCGGCUUUGAACAGGAUGUGGAGAACGGUUACCAUCAGCACGCCGAAACCUGCCACGAUGUGCUGGCGACCACUCGCAAGCAAAACCCGGGGCUGGAUUCGGCGUACGGGAAGACCACACCCACAAGCGCCACCACAACCUAUCAUGGGGCGGCGUUCCCUAAGGAGGCAGGUGACCCUGAAAGAGGUACAGGUCCUGAUGGCCCUCCCCCCGUGGGGGAGCAAGGGUCACCUGACUCGGAGCCAAUCAGUGUGGAGAUGGAGGGUGUGAGGCGGCCGCCGGAGCUGGAGAAGACCAACCACAGCGUCCACUACACUCUCCUCAUCGCGUGUGUUUUGGUGGCCUUUGUCCUUGGCGCCUUCCUCUCUGGCUUCCUGGUCUCCUGCUACUGUAACCACACGGGCCACAAGACAAAGAAGUUGUCGAAAGAUCCCGAGGCGCCGAUCCCGCACGCGCUGUCCCUCCGCAGUCUGGCCAAGCUCAACGGCCUCCUGGACGGCCAGAGUAAGGACGACAAGCUGGAGGUGUCCUCUCCGAAGAUCUACAAUUCCUUCUUUGCCAACAGCAAGGAGCAUCACGCGCCGAGGAGAAACGGCCAUCACGCUAUGACAAUGGGAGACCUGGUCCACCCCCACCACCACCAUCACCACCAUCACCUCCACCAUUCCCCAGAGCUGUCUGGGCUGCCUACGCCAGACUCCACCCCAGAACUGCCCAUCAAGAGCAUGAAAGCCUUCAAGAACCAGUGGGAGAAAAACCAGAAUUGCAACAAUGCCAAGGAUCCAAAGUCCCACAACGCUGGCUCCAGGUCCAGCUCCGCCCUGCUUCACCAGCAGGUCUUCCCGUACUCCCACGGCCUUUCCAAUGGGCAGCCAUUAGUCGGAGGUCACCUCCACCCAGAGGAACGCAAAAUCCACAACGUUGAACGGGUGCUAUCUCAGCAACCUUACCCUGGUUACUCCCAGAAGGUGAUGGAGGUCACCUCACUGGAUGAGCUCCUGAAACACAUCCACGAGGCCAGCAGCAGCUCCCAGUUGAUGAGCCCGUCGGGCCUGAUGGCCUGUGGUGGCGGCGGUCAGCUCGCAUUCGCCAACCGCAUCCAACCUCAGAUUCCCGAGACUGAAUCCGCCCCCUACUACAGCUCAUCCACGUUGCCCCGAGACAGCCUCACCCGACGCAUGGAUGUUCCUCCGGACAUUCCCCCGCACCACCAGUCCACCCUGGAGAGGAGGCACUCCUCCCAGAGGCACUCGCUAAUGGCCGCCGCCAACAAGAUGCCCAACGGAGGAGGAGGUGGAGGAGGAGGAGGAGGAGGAAUGAUACCUCGCCAGCACAGCUUCAGCCAACGAAACGGCGGGCCUCACCAGCCGCCUCCCCUCCUGGCGCGGAUGAACUCGACGGGCAGCGCCUGCGAGGUGCACUACCCGCUCAUCCCCAACGGGUACCUGACGCGCCAACACAGCUACAACGGAGAGCAGCAGGAGGCCCAACACCGGGGCGCCAUUGUCCGCCGGGCCUCCUCUCUUAAACCCGACGUCCCUCCGAAGCCCCUGUUCAUACCCGCCACGUCCCCCGUCAACCAGCAGGGAAAGUUCAACUACUGAGGAGGCGCACUCCUGGACUCGAGAGGGAGCCUCCCUUGCGUCGCGUGUCCUUGAAGGAACGUCCCUUCUGGAGAAAUGCAGUGGGCUCGAGGUGGCAGACCUUCACAAGCAAGCCGGUGGCGCGGCAGCCAGCGCCGCCGUGGACGAAAGCCUCCACCAAACUCGUUUUUUUGUUCUUCUUCUUUUUGUCCAACGAAUAUCUUUGUACCAUAUUGGUAUUGCUCAGCUUCUCGCUUACUACCGGCCCGCGGACUCAGGUGAGGUGACCCCACCCCUUAAUAUU
Molecule: messenger RNA, 4021 nt
Organism: Gasterosteus aculeatus aculeatus (three-spined stickleback)
Lineage: Eukaryota; Metazoa; Chordata; Actinopteri; Perciformes; Gasterosteidae
Source: RefSeq, a predicted model, not a curated record